UUCUUUCUCUGACACAUAUGUAACGUUUCUCUAGUCACUAUCUGAAUUAGACUAGACAAUUCCAUGUGAAUUGUCUGUCUUUCUCUCCCUCUUUGCCUCUCUCUUUUGGAUACAUUUUAUCUUCCCAGUUUCCAGGCCUUUAGGAAAACUAGAACACCUUCCCGAGGAAACGGCUAUGGAGAGCGGUGGGCCCAAGGUGCUGGAAACAGCCGAGGAGAUCCAGGAGCGGCGCCAGGAGGUGUUGGCCCGGUACGCGAGGUUCAAGGACCUGGUUGCGGAGAGGGGCCAGAAGCUUGAAGAGUCCUACCACUACCAGGUUUUCAGACGGGAUGCGGACGACCUGGAGAAGUGGAUCUUGGAGAAACUCCAGAUCGCAGGAGAUAAGAGCUAUGAAGACCCAACUAACAUACAGGGGAAGUAUCAGAAGCAUGAAUCCUUUGAAGCAGAGGUACAAGCAAAAUCGAGGGUCAUUCCUGAGCUGGAGGAAAUCAGGCAGGUCCGAUUUGCUGAGGGCCAUUUUGCCCACGAGGACACCAAGGUCCAUCUGGAGGAAUUGCGCCGCCUGUGGGACCUGCUGAUCGAGCUGACUCGGGAGAAGGGCGCCUUCCUUCUGCGGGCCCUGAAGCUCCAGCAGUACUUACAGGAGUGUGCCGACAUCCUGGAGUGGAUUGGAGACAAGGAGGCCAUAGUGACAUCCGUAGAGCUGGGUGAAGACUGGGAACGCACAGAGGUUCUGCAUAAGAAGUUUGAAGAGUUCCAAGUAGACCUGGCAGCUCGGAAGGGGAGAGUGGAUGGAGUGAACGAAUACGCUAAUAAGUGUGCUAAGGAGAACCACCCAGAACUGCCUUUGAUUAAGUCAAAGCAGGACGAGGUGAAUGCCGCCUGGGAGCGUCUCCAUGGUCUUGCUCUCCAGCGACGGAAAACACUGUCCAACGCUGCAGACCUCCAGCGAUUCAAAAGGGAUGUGACUGAAGCCAUCCAGUGGAUCAAGGAGAAGGAGCCCCAACUCACCUCUGAGGACUAUGGCAAAGACCUCGUUAGCUCCGAGGCACUGUUUCACAGUCACAAGGGACUUGAGCGGAACCUUGCAGUCAUGGAUGACAAGGUGAAGGAGCUAUGUGCCAAAGCGGACAAGCUGAAGCUUUCCCAUCCGGCAGAUGCACCUCAGAUCCAGCAGAUGAAAGAGGACUUGGUCUCCAACUGGGAGCACAUCCGUGCCUUGGCUACCAGCAGAUAUGCAAAGCUGCAGGCUUCUUUUUGGUACCAGCGUUUCUUAUCUGACUAUGAUGAACUCUCAGGCUGGAUGACAGAGAAGACCGCACUAAUCAACGCUGACGAGCUGCCCACAGAUGUGGCUGGUGGGGAAGCCCUGCUGGACAGGCAUCAGCAGCAUAAGCAUGAGAUUGACUCUUAUGAUGACCGAUUCCAAUCUGCUGAUGAGACUGGUCAAGCCCUGCUGGAUGUCAACCAUGAAGCCUCCAGUGAAAUUUUGGAAAAGAUGACAAAACUUGCCAACAACUGGGCUGCCCUGCUGGACCUAUGGGACAAGCGUCAGCAUCAGUAUGAGCAGUGCUUGGACUUGCACCUAUUCUACCGGGACAGUGAGCAAGUGGACAGCUGGAUGAGUAGACAAGAGGCUUUCCUGGAGAAUGAGGACCUGGGAAACUCUCUGGGUGCUGUAGAGACCCUUCUUCAGAAGCACGAUGACUUUGAAGAAGCCUUCACUGCCCAGGAAGAAAAGAUCACGACAUUAGACAAGACUGCAACCAAACUGAUUGACAAUGAUCAUUAUGAUUCAGAGAACAUCGCUUCUAUCCGGGAUGGGCUGCUGGCUCGCCGGGAUGCCCUACGUGAAAGGGCUGCCACUCGACGCAGAUUGCUGGAGGACUCCCUGCUUCUGCAGCAACUGUAUCAGGACUCAGAUGACCUGAAGAACUGGAUCAACAAGAAGAAAAAGCUGGCAGAUGAUGAAGAUUAUAAGGAUACACAGAACUUGAAGAGCCAGGUUCAAAAGCAGCAAGUCUUUGAAGAAGAAUUGGCAGCUAAUAAGAUCCUGCUCAGUAACCUAGAGAAGACUGGCCAGGAGAUGAUUGAGGGUGGCCACUACGCCGCUGACAGUGUGGCUGCUCGGCUGGCCGAAGUCGCCAGCCUGUGGGAGCAAUUGCUGGAGUCGACAGCGCAGAAAGGGACCCAGUUGUUUGAAGCUAACCAGCAGCUGCAAUUUGAAAAUAAUGCCGAAGACCUGAAGCGCUGGCUGGAGGAGGUGGAAUGGCAGGCCACCUCAGAGGAUUAUGGGAAAGGCCUGGCUGAUGUACAAAAUCUACUCAAGAAACACAACUUCUUGGAGUCUGGUGUGGCUGCUCGUCAGGAACAAGUCGACACCAUCACAGACCUGGCGACGUAUUUUGAAGAAACCGGCCAUCCCGAUGCUGGGGACAUCCGGGCCCGGCAGGAGUCCCUGGUGUCGCGGUUUGAAGCCCUGAAGGAACCGCUGGCGACCCGGAAGAAGAAGCUCAUUGACAUUCUCCGCCUGCAGCAGAUUUGCAGAGACACGGAGGAUGAGGAGGCCUGGAUCCAAGAGACCGAACCUUCAGCAGCCUCCACCUUGCUAGGCAAGGAUCUGAUUACAUCAAAGAAUCUUCUGAAUAGACACCAAGUCAUCCAGGCUGACAUUGCCAGCCAUGAGCCACGCAUCCGAGUGAUAACAGACAGGGGAAACAAGAUGGAGGUUCUUCUGAAGAAGCACGAAGCCUUCCUAGUGGAUCUCAAUGCAUUUGGAAACAGUAUGCAGGCUCUACGGGAUCAGGCAGAAGCCUGCCAGGUUCUUCUGAAGAAGCACGAAGCCUUCCUAGUGGAUCUCAAUGCAUUUGGAAACAGUAUGCAGGCUCUACGGGAUCAGGCAGAAGCCUGCCAG
Myotis davidii is the source of this 2914-nucleotide messenger RNA. It is a transcript of the gene SPTA1, whose product is annotated as spectrin alpha, erythrocytic 1. Gene Ontology annotation, cellular component: plasma membrane; cortical actin cytoskeleton; cell projection. Gene Ontology annotation, biological process: actin cytoskeleton organization. The annotation marks the transcript as partial. Gene Ontology annotation, molecular function: actin filament binding. The record is from RefSeq and is a predicted model, not a curated record. The transcript is spliced from 20 exons. NCBI's taxonomy places the organism in Eukaryota, Metazoa, Chordata, Mammalia, Chiroptera, Vespertilionidae.